Hippocampus zosterae (dwarf seahorse) is the source of this 6712-nucleotide messenger RNA. RefSeq names its product insulin receptor substrate 2b (gene irs2b). Gene Ontology annotation, biological process: insulin receptor signaling pathway. The transcript is spliced from 2 exons. Bases 234 to 3425 code for a protein of 1063 amino acids. The record is from RefSeq and is a predicted model, not a curated record. Gene Ontology annotation, cellular component: cytosol; plasma membrane. NCBI's taxonomy places the organism in Eukaryota, Metazoa, Chordata, Actinopteri, Syngnathiformes, Syngnathidae. Gene Ontology annotation, molecular function: phosphatidylinositol 3-kinase binding; insulin receptor binding.
GAGUGUGUAAAAUGUUCACAUGUUUCCCCCUCCCCAGUCCGGGCAGCACCAGCACUAGCAGAAGCAGCAGCCGACAUGUGUUAUUUAUCGCUCAUCCGUGAGGGAAGUAAGAGGACGACUGAAGCGUAAAAACAGCAACGACAACAACGAAAAAAAAGGGAACUCGAGCGUCGUCUGUUCUCCAGUUUCUUCUUCCUCCUCGUAAGUGUUUUUUUUUUUUUUGGAAGAGUAGAAUGGCGAGUCCGCCGAGCGACGCCGGACCUCCACUACCGGCCGCCGGCGUGAAGAAGUGCGGCUACCUGAGGAAGCACAAACACGGACACAAGAGAUUCUUCGUGCUCAGGGAGCCCGGCGAGGGUUGCCCUGCCCGGCUGGAGUAUUACGAGAGCGAGAAGAAAUGGAGGAACAAGUCUACCGCCAAGCGGGUCAUCCCGCUGGACUGCUGCCUGAACGUCAGCAAGCGAGCGGACGCCAAACACAAAUAUCUCAUCGCGCUGUACACCAAGGACGAGUACUUUGCCGUGGCCGCUGACAGCGAGGGCGAGCAGGAGGGGUGGUACCGUGUGCUGACGGAUUUAAUCGCGGAGGGGAGAGUGUUCGACGGGUCGGCGUCCAACUCUGCGUCCUCGCUGGUGGGCUUCGACGAGGCGAGCUACGGCGUGAUCACGCCGGUCAGCGCCGCCUACAAGGAGGUAUGGCAGGUCAAUAUGAAGUCCAAAGGCUUGGGGCAGAGCAGGAAUUUAACCGGCGUCUACAGACUCUGCUUAUCCAGUCGGACUAUCAGUUUUGUGAAACUCAACACGGAGGUGGCCUCGGUCAUUUUGCAGCUGAUGAACAUCCGGAGGUGCGGCCACUCUGACAGCUUCUUCUUCAUCGAGGUGGGUCGUUCUGCGGCCACCGGACCCGGCGAGCUUUGGAUGCAAGCCGACGAUUCCGUCGUGGCGCAGAACAUCCACGAAACCAUCCUGGAAGCGAUGAAAGCCAUGAAGGAGCUCUCUGAAUUCCGCCCCCGCAGCAAAAGCCAAUCGUCGGGCACCAACCCCAUCUCCGUGCCCACUAGGCGGCACCUGAACCACCUUCCCCCCAGCCAGACCGGCCUUCUCCGGAGGUCACGCACCGACAGCAUGGCUACAAACUCACCUGUGGGUAAAUUCUCCUCCUGUCGGAUACGCACGGCCAGCGAGGGAGACGGCACCAUGACACGCCCUAUGUCGGUGAAUGGGAGCCCCCUCAGCCCGGGGGUCCACCGCACCCUCCUGAGCAGGUCUCACACCAUCACGGCGCGCCCCUGUCGGACGUUCGAAUCCUCCUCCCUGCAACACAGUAAGUCCAUGUCUAUGCCUCUGUCUCAUUCCCCGCCGAUGGCCGCCCCGAGUCUGGCCAGCCUGUCCUCGUGCCCAGAUAGCGGCGCUCCUCGUCCCUCCAGCUGUAGUGCCUCCUUUUCGGGCUCCCCGAGUGACGCCGGUUUCAUAUCGUGCGAGGAGUACGGCACGAGCCCCGCGGAUGCCCGCGACCUGCGCUUGCCUCUCACGUACGGCAGCAACACCCCGGAGUCGCUCAGAGCAGAUACCCCGCCGUCCCGCGACGGCAGCAGGCUCGACGGCUAUAUGGUGAUGGAACAACAGAACCAGAACGGCUAUCGGUGGUUCCCAGAGUUGGACAAGGCUUAUCGAAAGCGCACAUACUCUCUGACCACCCCCCGCCAGCAGAGGUGUCUCCCUCAGGUGUCUUCGGCCUCCCUCGACGAGUACACGUUAAUGAGGGCCACUUACACCAGUGGAAGCCAGUCUUCUCGCAGAUGUCUCACAGCCUCUCCGAAAGGAACCUUUCAAGAUGAGCAAAGGGAGGUCCGGCUGGGAUCAAACUGUCUCCAGGGCGAUAGCGGUUACAUGCCUAUGAUGCCAGGCGUGGCACCCCAUACGUCGGGAGCUAAGAAUGACCCCUACAUGCCUAUGAGCCCCAUGUGUGUCUCUGCUCCGAAACAGAUCAUCAACCCCCGAUCGCACCCUUCCUCCGCGGCGGCGGGGCUGGCCCCGCACGCCGAGUCGCCGGGCAGUAUUUCCCUUGAGGACAACGGCUACAUGCGCAUGUGGUGCGGAAUCAAAAUGUCGAUGGAGAGCACUGACGGAAAGCUCACCAAUGGAGAGUACCUGAACAUGUCUCCUGGAGACCAUAGCCUGAGUUCUUCCGGAGGAGAGAAACACCACAGACAGCCUUAUUCUCAUAGCAGCCUGCCACAUUCGCUUAAGGGCCAGUCGCAGGGCAGCGGGUCCACCGACACAGACCAAUAUGUGGUGAUGUGUUUACAGAGGCAGCGUAUCGAAGAGGAGUCCAACUACUGUCCCGUGCCUUUGGGAGACUCUGUGACACCGGGCGCGACUUCAUCUACCCCCGCUCCUCUCAGGGGGGCUCGGAGUGACGCUGGUCUGGCCCACAGGAGUAGGGCGUGUCGACCCACCCGCCUGGCUCUAGAUUCUCUCAGAACCUUACCGUGUAUGAGUGAACACCCGCUCCCCUCUGAGCCGCGCAGCCCGGGGGAGUAUAUUAACAUCGACUUCAGCGGCGCUUCCAGUGACGCGACGGCAUCCGUCGACGGCUCAAAAUGCCCAGACGAGGUCUCUUCGCCGCUCUCGGACUAUGUUAAUGUGGACUUUGCCUCGCCGAAGAGUGUGGUUUCUCCCCCUGGGGGAAGUUUGCACCAGGAGGAGGAGAGCAAAGGCGUAGAGGGACAGGCAGAAGUGAGAGGGGUGGUGGACGAAUAUCCUCUCCAGCAUCACGCGAGUCUGGUGUGUCAGCCAGCGGCGGUCAAGGAUGACUACACCGAGAUGACCUUUUGUCCACUCUGUGCCACCGACGAUGCCCCCCUGCCUACCAGCCCCGGCGCCUGCGUCCACAGACCGAGUCUUGACAGCAGCCUUGUCGUGGACGGAGUACCGGCGGCGCCAGUGGAUUCUUUUCUUCUCGGGGGACCGUCGCUGACUGUGCCCCUUGCAGAUCCUCAUAGGGGGGCCAAAGUCAUCCGUGCAGACCCUCAGGGACGCCGGCGACACAGCUCCGAGACCUUCUCUUCUACCACUACUGUCACGCCCGUGUGCCCGUCCUUCGCCCACGACACCAAACGCCACAGCUCAGCUUCGGUGGAGAACGUGUCGCAUGGCGCGCGGGGCUCGGAGGGACCCGAUGAGGACUAUAGCGGCAGCACCCCGAUGUGCAGGGAGACGUCCGCCGGCUAUCAGAACGGACUCAACUACAUUGCCUUGAACUUGAUGGAGGGGGCUCUCGGUGGAUGCCGGUUAGGGGGCUGCGAUGGACUGCUGAGAUUCAAGACUGCCUGUGGAUGCAAGGGCGGUAUGAAUGGCUUCAACUCCAGCCCCUAUGCCAGCCUCGGAUUCAAGGAGACGACUGCCGCUGCUGUGAAAGAAUGAAGGCCACUGGCUCAGUCACCACCCCCCACCCUCCACUUUCCUCUCCUGGUUGUCGGGUUGGUUCGCCGCCUGCGUGUGAUGACGUCGCCUCGGCAACAGCUGAAUGCGUGGGCUACCGUCCACGUCCUUUGACCUCCCCCCGCCGAGAGGUCACGGAGGCAGCAGUCGCCACGGCAAUACGGACACUUGACCUUUCACCCCAAAUCUUCCCUUGGCACCAAAACGAUGAGAUGCCAUCCAUCCUUAUUGAAGCUGCUGGACUCGAUAACAAAAAAAACCCCAAAAACUCUCAUACCAACUAUUAACUCUUGGUAACUAUUUUAUUUAUCUGCAAAAUGACUACACGAGUUAUUCUAUUAUGUCGAAUAUAGAUUAUUUUGGUUACCCUUAAGACUAGAGUUUGAACGGGUUGCCUGACCUGAGAAGACACCAAACCUGGAGCUCACAUGCAAAAACCAAACAAAAAACCCCCGAAUGCAUACAAAAUAUUUAUUUAUUUAAGACGGAAGUAUUCAUUUGGUAAAACAUUUUCCAAAUGUGUGAAUUUCCAUGAAUAAUAAAAGUGGCAUUUCGGUACAUAUUAAAAACAAAUAAGUUUGCUUAAAAAAAACCUACCUCAACAAAACAAACAAAAAAACAGGUUGGUUAACCCCCCCACCCAAUAGUGGAUAUGAACAUAUAUAAAAAUAUUUAUUUUUUACAACUUUUUUUUUUUUUUUUUUUUAAAGGAAUCGCCAAUCCAAAGCCUUACUCUCGCCCCCUAUGGGCUGUUUCGUCUGGACCUAAUGACCCUUCACAACUGAACCGAUCCGCAAAGAAUGAGCCACUCUGAGAUUUCCACGGUACAUUUACGACAAGAUGAUAUAUGAAAUAUUUCUUACAGUAUAUUUAUUCACCCGGCGGGUGGGUUGCAGGAGGGAGAGAUUUUCUAUCCUCGCUUUGUUAUUUUUUUUUAUUUGAAGAAGCGAUGAUGUCACGCUCAAACACCGCAGCAUGACCCAGGUACACCCCGUGGCCUGUCUGAGCCAAAGUCUCAGCACCUCCAAACACUUAUGGACCUGUUCACCUGUAAUCCCCUGCACACCCGCCCAAAGCCGCCUGCAGGAACUCAUGACAUCAUGGAAUGUUUGAAGUUCUUUGUCUUAACUAGGGAUGGGCAUGGUGAUAGGAUUUGGAUGAUUGUGAGGAAAUAAUCGUUGCUCCAAAGUUUUUUUGAAACAAUCGAGUCAAAUUCGAGUGCGCUGUUUAGCUGCGGCCAGCAGAGACGCUGUUGAUUCAAUCUGCGUUCGUUUGCGGUCUGAAGACAGCGUCAGCUAAGCCCGACGUCUCAUUCCCCUCGGCAACAUUGUGUUCAUUAAGAAUCUGCAGCGGAAAUAGGAGUUCAGAACACCCACAGAGAGGUUUUGCCAUCUCGCUAGAAAUGAAGGCAAAAAUGAAACUUUCGGAGGGACUGCAGUUCACACACAAAAAAAAGUCCAUCAGAUGGGGGGCUUUUUUGCCCGUAAAUACGUAUUUUCUUGUCUUAAUAUUAUGAUAUCAUUGACGCAAAAUAUUUUUUUUUACUAAAUAGACUUUUUUUGCUGACGUUACAAUUUUAAAUUUUGAAUCAUUUCAAUUUUUCUCUCUUUAAAAAAAUGUUGACUUUCUCAAAUAUAUUUUUUAUUAAGGCUUUCAUAUUCAUAGUUUUCUUGGGGGGAAUGUCUAUCAUGAUAUACCCAACAGAACAACUUUAUUUUUUGUAAAACUAUAGCUUUGUUUUUUUUAAAGAUUAUAUUCAAUUUUUUGAAUUUUUAAUAAUACGAAUUUCUUUGUAUUCUGUCUUUUUUUAUUUUUUUUUUCCCUCCAACAAUAGGGCAUACAAAAUGCAAAGAAAAGUUAAUGUAAAAUGACGGCUUUAAAAAAAUAUUGAUAUAACAUUUCCAUAAUUUGGCUUUUUGAUGUAUUAUUUUUCGGAACCAAUUAUCAGCUAUUCGCUAACAACUUUAUUCUGGCAAAAUGAUAUUUCAUUCUGAUGACAUUUGCAUUGCGCUCUCAUAAUCACCACUUGACCCCCCCACCCACCACCUUUUCAUAAAGUAGCGGUUUAACAAGAAAUCGAUGAAUUGAUUGUUGAUUUUUAUCUCCCACAGUCGAUCAAUGAAAAGUGGUUAAAUGCCCAUCCCUGGUCUUAACUGGACAAUACACACAAACUCACAGUCACAUACUCACCUAUUGCCUCAUGGCGGCGGCGAGCCAACGUGGUCAGUUGUGCCGCCAGGCCUCGUGCUGCCAUUUUUUUUGGGGGGGGGGGCGCUGGCGGAGAGAAAGCAUGGUCUUGCACUUACAAACUUGUCUAGAUUGUAACACAAGACGCGUUGAAUGUAGUACAUGCUGCGUUCCAAGGUUGAGAACGCGCAACCCCGAUGAAACCACCACAACAGUGAAAAGCCACAACAAAGUCGACGCUACGACAACGGCAAAACGACACACGCCGGGACAAGCAACAUUGCUGUCGAUCUGGAUCCACUGGUACUUAAAAGACUGUAAAUAGUGUGACGUUAUGACGGCAAAACAACUUUUAAGUUAAAUAACUUAUGCUGUUUUUACUGUACAUAGUUUGUGUUGGCGUGAAACAACAAAAAGCACUAAUUAAGUUAUGUGCUAACCAGUUCUGGUUUGGCUUUGAUCUGUUUUCCUCUUGUUUUGUUUUGGGUUUUUUUUUUUGGUUGUGUUUUCAAAUAAUUUAAUUCAUAACUCUGUUGGUAUAGUAUUGUGAACGACAAUGCCACAAUUUUGCUAAUGCUGUAACUGCAAAUUCGACAAGUAAUUCGUACUUGACCUAAUUCAUUCUCGGUACUUGGGUACAAAUGGCAUAUGCAAUAUCUACACAAUUGAAAAGUAGUUUACUUACCAAGGUGUACCAAAAUGUACAAAUAUUGUCUGUAUUUGUUUAUUAAACCUCAGAAAUUCUGUUGUUGGUGUUUCUGUUUGUUGCAGUUUGUACAUGUUUUUUUUUUCUUCUUCCUAUUUGAAAUUUGCUAAUCGAGCCCAUUUGUUGUUUGAGCAGUGUUUUGCAUUUGGGUCACGUUGUAUCUUGAUGAAAGCAUCUAAAAGUUACUGUUGGGGGGAGGGGCCCCAGCUUACUUGGCUGUAGCCCCCCCCCCCCUACCGCCCCACUGUAAAUAUUUCACAUUUUGCAUAUUAUUGUGAUGCGACUAAGAGAUGAUAAUUUAAACUUACGUCUUUGCUUUAGAUUGUAUUGAUUCUUUUUAGACACAUGGAAUAAAUAUUGCUAUUAUUUAAGAAAA